AUGGCUCCUCGAAUAGAGUUCAAUACUGAACAGAUCCGCGGCAAAGCUCGAAGGGACUUACUCUACCUUCUUGAAGGCGUUCGCGGCAAGAAAAAUCUCGUCUUUGAUCGCAGCUUAGUAGGUCCUAUCGGGCUUAUUGUCAAGGUUGCCACGCUCCAGGAAUAUGGAGUCGACAAGUUCUUUGUGCUGGAAAACAACAACGUCGACGCCAGCCAGCACAAUGUCGUUUUCAUCGCCCGAGGCGAAUGCGCUCGGCAAGCUGAUGCGAUCGCGAAGCAGAUAAAACGAGUACAACGUGAAAGCCAAACGACUCAUGAAUUUCACGUCUGCUGGGUCCCACGUCGCACCUUGGUUUCCGAUCAGAUAUUCGAAGAAGCCGGCGUUCUUGGCGAUAUCAAUGUUUCUGAGGUUCCACUCUCAUUCUUUCCUUUGGAGAAAGAUGUACUAUCCCUGGAACUCGACGAUGCCUUUCGAGACCUCUACCUCUACAAAGACAUCACACCCAAUUACUUAUUAGCCAAAGCGCUUAUGGACAUUCAGCAGAUUCAUGGCUUGUUUCCGAGAAUCAUUGGCAAGGGCGAUAAUGCAAGAAAGGUGGCCGAUCUUUUGAUUCGUAUGCGUCAAGAAGCAUUGGCGGCCCAAUCUGGUGACGGUACAAACCGCGCCAAGCUAACACCCAGCAUGACCAACGAGAGCGUCAUCAUUAUCGACCGUGAGGUCGACUUUGUCACACCGCUUCUGACUCAGUUGACGUACGAAGGCUUGAUCGACGAGCUGUUCGAGAUCCAACAUAACCAGACCAAAGCGGACACCACGAUCGUGGGACCAGGGGCUCAGUCAUCGAAUACAUCGCAGAACCGAAAGCGUAACAUUGUGCUGGAUGGCAGCGAUAAGCUGUAUGGGGAGCUUCGUGAUUCCAAUUUUGCGGUUGUCGGCAAUCAGCUCAAUAAAGUCGCUCGUCGGCUGCAGCAGGUGCAAAGUGAUUACGAAGCCAAGCACAAGACCAAGACACUUGCCGAGCUCAAAGACUUUGUUAGUCAAUUGCCUGGAUACCAGCAAGAACAUCAAAGCGUUCGCCUUCAUACGGGUCUUGCGGAAGAAAUUAUAAAGCAUACAAAGAGCGACCAAUUCAUCGGCCUGCUAGAGGUGCAGCAGAACCUUGCUGCUGGAGCAGAUCCAUCUUCUCAGCUCGACGGCAUUGAAGAGCUUAUAGCAAGAGAAGCACCCAUUCGCGAAACCUUACGGCUGCUUUGUCUAUACUCUUGCAUAUCCGGCGGCAUCAAGCCAAAAGACUUUGAUCAGUUCAAACGCCUCAUCUUGCAAGGUUACGGCUACCAGCACAUGCUCACUCUUAACAACCUAGAAAAGCUGCUGCUUUUUCUUUCUCGCUCGUCUCCUCUGGCGGGAAUGAUACCCAUGGCAGCGAGCGCUGGUACUACCGGCACGAAAACCAAUUACACAUACCUUCGAAAGCAGCUCCGCCUCAUCGUUGACGAGGUCAAGGAGGACGACCCAAAAGACAUCGCAUACGUGUACAGUGGUUAUGCUCCACUAUCUAUCCGACUUGUCCAGUGUAUCCUACAAAAACCCUAUCUACAAUCCAUCACCAAGGGAAAUAGUGCGGCCAAUGCUGGCAGCGCCGUGCCAGCCAGCGGAUCCCAAGGCUGGCACGGAUUCGACGAGGCUGUUAAGCAUGUUCGUGGUGAAACCUUCUACGAAACUCAGAAAGGGGAGGAUAAAGCUGUGAAGGCGCGUGCUCUUCUCUCUGGCACUGGCAAUAAACAGACGGUGUUUGUGGUUUUCGUCGGAGGCAUAACUUUUACCGAAAUCUCUGCUCUGCGAUUCAUCGCGAAGCAGGAAGAGGAACGACGGAAAAUAGUCAUCUGUGCUACUUCCAUAAUCAGCGGCAACAGGAUGAUGGAUGCCGCCAUUGAGAAGGCAUCAUACGUCAAGGAGGAAGACGAGUGUACUUCCUCGUCAUGA
Molecule: messenger RNA, 1983 nt
Organism: Beauveria bassiana ARSEF 2860
Lineage: Eukaryota; Fungi; Ascomycota; Sordariomycetes; Hypocreales; Cordycipitaceae
Product: Sec1 family protein
Exons: 4
Coding region: 1-1983 (660 amino acids)
Biological process (GO): intracellular protein transport; vesicle-mediated transport
Cellular component (GO): CORVET complex; fungal-type vacuole
Source: RefSeq, a predicted model, not a curated record